UGGGGGGGGGGGAGAGAAAUGGCUGACAAACCGGAACUUCUGGGAAAGGAAUGGGAGGGAGGGAGCGGCGGCCUCAGCUGGGCUGGGUUCCCGCUGGAAGCAGGAAGGGAAGUUUGUUUCUGCCGAAGGAGAAAGUUCACCCUUGGGACGGAGGUGAAGAAUUCAAGGGCCCAGAGCAGAAGCUGGUUCAGGUAUUUAUACAAAACGUUUCUCCAGCUGGCUUACAAUCCGGCAUCCACACGUGCUUAGUGGCCUUUGUCCUCCUGGCCACGAGGUUGCCUCUGGGGCCGUCUUAGCCUUCGGGAGAGUUUCCUGCAGUUUCGUCCGCUUGGCAAGGCAGCCUCAAAAAACGCAAGAUGACCCCUUGUGGGUAAUUCAACCAGUUCUCACUUUUUGGGGGGUGGGGGUGGGGGACCCAUUUGUACAUAGUUUUGAUGGCUGACUUGGGAUGGAGAUGCCUCCGGGCGCUGCUGUCUGUUGGGUUUCAAGGGGACCUUUCCCUCUUCAAAGGAUUCCCUCCUUUUGCUGAUCAAAGUCCAGCUGGUCAGCCUGAGUCACGUGGGAGAAAAGCAAAACGGGGGAGGGCCACUUUUAUUGUGUAAAGUUUGCCCCUCCCCUGACAGGGCCAGGCUCUGCCCUCCCUACGUCCCUGGGUGUGUGGGUAGUUAUCUCUGUGUAGAUUUUGCGUAACAACGUUGCCAGGUCAGAAACACAGUUCCUCUUCUCUCCUGUGGACUCCUCCCCAAAAAGGCCCUCCCGCAGCCCCUGCUGCUGUCCAUGUGACUGCCAUGCUACCCUGCCGGAAGCGCAGCCUGUGCCGCUCAGCCCAGGUACUGGUGGGGCUCUUGUGCAGCCUGGCCACCCUCUUGGUGCUUGGCUUCCUGACUGGCAGCCACCAUGAGGCUCUGCUCUCACGCUCACUGCCUUUCCGGAUGGGCGGCGGUGUGGGGCAGCAACACAUAGGCAACCUGCUUCUGCCACCACCCAAUGCUUUCCCACUGUCCCCAUCACCCUGUACCCCGACCGACCCCUGGCUACUGGUCCUAGUGGCCAGCGCACCUGGGCAUGCAGCCCGGCGGGCAGUGGUGCGGCAAAGCUGGGCAGUUACGAGGGUGGCAGCGGGGCACCGUGUGCGCACAGUCUUCACGUUGGGUCUGCCUGGGGAUGGAGCACAGCAGGCAGCACUGGAGCACGAGGCGGCCGAGCACAGCGAUCUGUUGCAGGCACGCUUUGCUGAUACCUAUGCAAACCUAACAUUGAAGACGCUAGCAAUGCUGGGCUGGGCCAUUGCCCACUGCCCUGCUGCCCACUUCCUGGUCAAGGCUGAUGAUGACGUCUUCCUCAACCUGCCUGCCCUGGCGCGACGCCUGGAGCAGCUGGACAGUCUGCCUGCUGCCUACCUGGGCCAGGUCUACUCGAACGUGGCACCCAUCCGCAAUCCGCAGAGCCGGCACUACUUGCCCAUCUCGCUCUACCCGGAACCCACUUUCCCACCCUACUGCAGCGGCACUGCCUAUGUGCUCUCUGCCCCAGCUGCUGCCGCUGUCCUGCAUGCUGCCCGCCAGCUGCCACUGCUGCCUGUGGAGGAUGUGUUUGUGGCAAUGUGUGCCCACCAUGCUGGCAUUGCCCCAAGCCAUGUGGACCAUUUUUCCGGGGCUUCUCACUACCCACUCGAUGCCUGCUGCUAUCGGGAGGUACUCUUCAGUGUGCACGAAGUGGUACCUGCUGAGAUGCUGGCCAUGUGGGAGGCAUCUGAGCCCCUGUGCACCACCUGGCAGCACUUCUUUGGCCUGGCCCGCUGCAAGGUACUGGCCUGGCUAGCCAUGGAGGAUAACCCGUGACUGUUGACCUUCCCAUCCACGUCUUUGGACAAGCAAAGGGAGUGACUGACUCACAGAAGCACUGCCGGGAACUCCAUCUAGGACUGUGCAGCCGCCUGCCUGGCAGCUGAGCUUCCCUCUUGGGAGUGUGGGUCGAGGCGCUGGCAGCUGUGAAAGUGCCAGGCUGCCCUUGUUGACUGGCCAAUGUGGGCCUUACGCUGAAAAGCUGAAGGGCAAAGGGUCCUGCUUGGACAGAUUGCCUGCCUGGUUUGUGUUUUUUAGGGGUUGUUCAUCCCUGAUUCGGGUGCCAAUUUUGGCAAUGGGGGGCCAAAGUGGACUUUUCACAGCAUCAGCCGCAAGGGAGAGGUCCCACAGAAUGCGUGUGGGGUCUGAGCGGCCAGAUGGACACAAAUGAGUGGGCGUGGCUGGAUCGGCACAGAACAAUUCACAUUGGCUAAAUGGACAUGGGGACAACUCAGGGAGAAUGCUGGGCACUUGCACAAAUACGCACACACUCGUACGCCAUUCCGAGUUUGGGGACGUUUAUCCCCAUCUGUGCUGGGAAGCUACCAAUCGUGCCCAGGCUUGGGGAGAACAAUUUCUCCUUUGGGACUUUCAUUGUUCAUUUCCCCCUUCAGUGUUUCUUUUGCAAACUUCUCCAAAAUUAACUUUUCAUGCCCUGUGGCGGCUCUGGGCCUCUCCCUGCCCAUCCGUGAUCUGUGUCUUACUGGCAACUUGUGGUGCCAGGAUGAUGCAAGUCCCCAAGAUUGGAAUGGGGUGUAUGUGUGAGGGUGAGGUUCAACUUGCCGGUUGGUUUCCCAACGUUUCAUUACCAGGUUGGGUAACACCUUCAAUGUAGUUUUAGGGGAUAGUCAAUGUCAGCGUUCCUCUGCUUCGUGUGGUCAACAGGUCUUGUGAUGGGGAGGUCACGUCAGGUGAGGGUCACAUUGGGUUAAGAUCUCAUGAUGGAGUGGUCAUGUCAGGUGAAGUGUGUGUCUGUGUGCUUGGCUAUAGGCAGUUCUGGGAGGUGAGGAGCUGGUAGGGUGCUGAGUUGUCCCCAGGUCCAGUUAGCCAGUGCGACUUGUUUUGCGUUGACCCAGCCACAUGCACCCAGCUGCACCUAGCUAGCUCCACCCAGCUGGCCUGGCCGAGUCGGUGGUGCUCAGCCAAGCCAGCCGUGUCCACUUCUUCACACCCAACCAGCCACGCUCACCCAUCUGCGCCCUCCUAGUCAUGCCACCCAUCCACGCUGACCUGUCUGGCAUGAGUUGUGUUAGACCUAGACCCACAUCUUGUCAGUGGGGGAAUCCAUUAUAUUAAGCCAGAAUAUGAAGGACUUGUGAAGGCAGCAACUGUGGUCUCUUAGCUGGGAAUUGCCCAGAUCCACCUGUGCAUGGGGGGGGGGAGCUGCAGCCCUUGGGGAAGGGAGGCCCGCUGGGGCAGGAAACCCUCUGCAGUGUCCAAUGCCCGGGAAUACUUUUGGGGGUGCUACUUUGGCCCCCUCCUCCCAAGAAUACUUUAUGCCCCCUGGGAGCCCCCAUUCUUUGCCCGCUGCCAAAGGGUGGGAAGCAGAGGCAGCCCUCUGUUGUCUCCUGCUGUUCUUGAUCUUUUGAAAGAUCAACAUCCUACACACAACACAUCUACAAAUCACAACAGUGUAUUAAUGCAAGGCUCUGAAUAUAAUAAACCCAAGAGUUUCAGGGAGGGUCCAACCGGUCCAGCCCUUAAGGAAAACCAUCCAGACAAUCCUCUUACGCACCGUGGGAAUGCUGGAAUACAUUGGCAGCUAUUUCUGGAAGCGAUCCAGCGUUGACCUGUAGACUACAGGGCCCCCAGCCUCGGGGGUUGCUGGCUGCUUAUCUGCCUGGGUAGAACUUCUGGAUCAGGGCCUGCUGAGAGAACAGGCAAAGCCCUCCCGAGGACUCACAAGCUCCAGAGUUAGGACACAACCAAACAGGUAGUCCUCCAGUUAUGCCCCCCCCCAGAAAAGUACUUACGACAUUCAUAACGUCCCGAAGUUAUGAAUGUUGCAGCAUCAUGGCAGUCAUUCACCAUUAGGACACUGCGACAUUCCCCCUGCCUUUCCCCCCCUCCCCAUUAGGGAUCCAACAGGCACUGGCCCGCUAUGUUAGCCCACCCUGUUACCAAUUACCAAUUGCUUGCUUUCGAAGAUGCAGAGUUCUCCCCAAGCGAGCCGUCUCUUUUCCGGCUUCUGUACCAUGGGGGUCAUGCAGCAGCACGGUUACUCUGCCAGCUCCCGGCCCUCCAAAAGUGGAGCAAUGAGAGCAGUGCUUCCUGCCCAGUUUUGCUGACUCCCCAAGACUGCAUAUGCAGGACAUCCAAUCUGCUUCUGGAGCGCCAGGCAGCCUUGGUGAGUCUGAAGGUGUGUGAGAACGCAUCCCUGAAGGCUUCCGUUUUUCAUAUCAAAAGUUUUUGCAAAGGAAUGGAAGCCUUCGGAGGGACAAUCUCACACCGACUCAGACCUCCAUCCCUUUCCAAAUCUUCUGGCGCAGAGGGCGGAGGCCUGAGAAAGAGCGUAGGAUCGCGGCCCCCAAUGCUUCUGUCCUCCACGCCAAAAAUGUUUACGAAGGGACGGGGGCCCGAAGGGGUGCGAGAUCGUGGCUCCGAAGGCUUCCGUCCCUUUGCGAAAUCUUUUGGUGUAGAGGGUGGAGGCCUCAAGCAGCACGAGAGUGUGGCUCUGUAGGCUUCUGUCGUCCGUGGCAAAAGGUUUUGCAAAGGGACGGAAGCCUGGAGCAGCGUGAGAUUGUGCCUCUGAAGAUCUCCGUCGUCCCUUUUGGCGUGGAGAACAGAAGCCUUCAGGGGUGCAACCUCGCACUCCUUCAGACUCACUGAGGCUCCAAAAGCAGAUUGGGUGUCCCGAACAGGCAGCCUCAGUGAGUCAACGAAGCCGGGCGUGUUUGUCCCACGCUGCCUCUGCAUUCUCCUCCACUCCUCUUUUGAAGCACUGGGAGGAGACAAACAUACCACACACUGCAGGGAGGCUGGAGAGGAGAUGGUUUGGAGAUCUUGGAAAGGUAAGUCCCAGGUCCUGUGAUGACCCAGUGGGGGGAGGGGGCAGGAUAGAGGUGGGUGGGUAGGAAGCAUGAGAUAUCUCACUAGGUGGUGGGGAGGCCUUGGGUGGUCCCAGGCUUCCCCACCCGGCAAUACUUCACAUGCACUUAACGGCCUGUGCAUUCGGUUAGGUAAGGGAUCGCGUUCAUUUAACUUGACCCGAUUAAUGAAUCCUUGGGUUACAAAUGUAAUUUGCAGGCUCCAUUCCAUUCGUAACUAGAGGAUUACCCGGUAACCGUUGAAGAUUAUUCCUGAGUCGAAUGUAAGCACAUUCCUGUGCUGGGUUUUAUUAAAAAUAAACCUUUGGCAACUA
Messenger RNA from Crotalus tigris (Tiger rattlesnake), 5205 nucleotides. RefSeq names its product beta-1,3-galactosyltransferase 4-like. The record is from RefSeq and is a predicted model, not a curated record. Gene Ontology annotation, molecular function: N-acetyl-beta-D-glucosaminide beta-(1,3)-galactosyltransferase activity. Gene Ontology annotation, cellular component: membrane. Lineage: Eukaryota; Metazoa; Chordata; Lepidosauria; Squamata; Viperidae. The transcript has 2 exons. The coding region runs from base 789 to 1841 and encodes 350 amino acids.